AUACGGUAGAUCAUCAGAUGGCAGCGCAACGCAGCAAAGCUCUCAGAUGAAUGCAUAAGGGCAGCGCUCGACAGAUAUCAGCGCGUUUGGCCUUCAGCGCGUUUGGCUUCCAGCAAAGCAGCGUUGCCAGAUGUAGCGAAGCCUUAUCAAGGCGAUGCUGUACAGAUGUCACCAAAGGGAUGAUCAAUGCAGCAGAGAGGAGCCACCAAGAGUGAUUACUGAGGGAUGGCCUUUCUGACACUGGGUGCCUAUGGAAUUGCCUUCUGCUCCUCACAGCUUCCAUUCUCUAGCCGGCGUUCAGGUGUCCAGAUGGGAUGCAGAGAGCCUGCGCCGGCUGCCGGCAUUGGAGAGAGGACCGUUGAAGUCCAUUCUGGACGCUCUCGGCAGGAGUUCUGCAAUUGCACAGGGUUUGAGAGCUAUCAUCACAACAUAUGAGAAAAUGUUGGGUGCAGACCACCGUGUGUAUAUCGCAACUGCUGGGUAUGGGAACAGAGUGCAGGUCAAGGGUUUUCUCAAGGUUGGCAGCAAGACCCUGUUUGUCACCAGCGAGGGCAGCCCCCAGCUGCGAGAGAUCCGGCCCCUGAGCGUCCUUGACUUUUACGUGCACGAGACCUGCCAGCGCACGGGCGUUGGUCGCCUCCUCUUUGACCGCAUGCUUCUGGAAGAGUCAGCACACCCAGCCAAACUGGCAUACGACCGGCCCUCCCCAAAGCUCUUGGCUUUCCUGAGGAAGCACUUUGGGUUGUCUAAGUACAUACCGCAGACCAACAACUUUGUUGUGUUCAAUCAGUACUUUGAAAAUGGGGAGAGGGGCGGGAAGGUCAACCAGACAGACAAGGGCGCCUAUGGCUCUGGAGAGGGAUCACUGGAAAGUAGAAACGGGCUUGACAGUGCCCCAAGCAGGACUCGCUCGGGGGCCCUUUUCUCCAAACGGACUCCGGCCAAUCAGGAGGCUAGCACGGCCGCCAUAGAGAACGAGAGCAUGAGACUGAGUGGCAGGAGAAACAGUGAGGGGGUCCGAAUCUUUGGAAUAAUGGAUGAGAAUGCUAGGGGCGGGUCCGAUCGGCAAGCGGCCGGGGACGCGCCACCUAGCGCCUCACCAAUGGCAAUUGACAGUGGCUCGUGCGGACACGACCAGCAGCGCCCCCCUCUUCCAAUGCACGGCAGGCGCAGCCGGCGGGGGACGUCAGAAACAGAUAUAUUUUCGGGACAAUGUGACGCUUCUAGCGGCUUUGAGGAGCCCGUACCGCAUGGCCCGACCUUUGGAAGGCGUGCUUCUAACCAAGGCAACGCUCCAAAGAACCCGUUCUUCACAACAGCCCCCUCAGCUGUCGGCCUUCCUCCACUCGAGGCACAUUCAAACUGGACUCGGGCUGAAGCAAAUAAUCAGGAAAACUCAGGGAAACAGGGUUCCGCGACGUUGAAGCGCAGUGAAGAAGCGCGCAGCGUUGGCGCGGUUGCUUGGACGGUGAGGACGUUACAAAUGUCCGGAAAAGGCGCCGCAGAAGUGUUGGGAGCCGACAGUGGCCUUCUUGGAGAGGCAUACAAGGAUGCUUACAGGCAAGCUCUGCCAAGAUCAAGGCAGCGUGUUCAGUAACUUAUAUUGCACUUUGACCGUCUAGAGUUGUUCAAAAUCAGAGCAGCAGUUACUGCAGUUGAGGACUAUCCAACCGACCCGCGCUUACGCUGCAGCUGUUGCCGCCACUUUGCAGCCACAUCUAUGCUUCAACUUAAAAGGCGAUACGCGUG
Klebsormidium nitens is the source of this 1749-nucleotide messenger RNA. The record is from the annotation of a GenBank genome assembly. NCBI's taxonomy places the organism in Eukaryota, Viridiplantae, Streptophyta, Klebsormidiophyceae, Klebsormidiales, Klebsormidiaceae.